AUGUUAUGCUCACACGUUCGUUUUAUUUUAUGUUCAUCUCCACGGCAUCGAUUUUUUGAAGAUGCACGCUUAGCACAAAAAUAUCUAUUAUGUAUUUCCAAUAAUUUAUCCACAGCACCAAUUCAAAAACUGUCGGAAAAAGCAGAUCAUGAUCAGGGCAAUUAUCCAAGUUUCGACGAUCUCGUUAACACAAAAAGAAUACUAUCUGAUUUUAAAAAACCGAAAAUAGUUGAAUUAAAAACCUCCGUCAAGGAUCAAGAGAUAACAGUACAAACAAACGAUUUACUUAAAGCAAAAGUAGAAGAGAAGAAGUUGUUUCCUUCUACCGAAUCUGUUCCACUCAGUUCUGAAAACUCUUCAUCCGAUUUAAAUUUGAUUAAACCAUCAUCAUCUCUUCAUUCCACUAGUAAUACCAAGGAACUUUUUCUUGAAGCACCCAUCCAUACACCAGUUUUACCCGGUAUACCGAUUUCUUCUCCACAAACAACAGCAGUUUCUUCAGAUCAAUCAUUAACUCAACAAACAUCAUCCAGCACAUCUAGACGUAUUAUUAAAUCGAUAACAUCACGAUUACCAUUUUUAUCAUCAAAAUACACUCACUCAACUUCAUUCGAUAUACCGUCGACGCGUGAAAACUUCAUACCGGUAACACGUCCAUCGUUGAUCCGUUUAAUUGCCACCGAUUCAAAUUUAUUAGAUGAUGAUGAACGACUAUUAUUUCAUCAAUUAUGUUCUGGUUUUGAUUCGGCUGUUGUUCAACGUUAUCAUCCCGUGUUAAAUGAAUUAAAACAUUUAUUUGAUCCAUUGAAUCCUGAUAAUGAGACUCAUUCAACAGGAAAAGUAUCUUAUCGAGAUAAACUAGAUAGUGAAUAUUGGUUAUUAGAAAAAAUUGAUGAUGUAUUAACGAGAGCAAAUUUUAAUGUAUUACCAAAAACGAUAAUUGUCGAUAAAUUAUUAAAUAAUGAACAUAGUACAUUAAAUGUAAAAGUAAAUGGUUAUGAUUAUGAUAUAUUAAAAUUUUGGAUAUUAGGACGAGAGAGUGUACCAGAUGAACAUAGCCCAUGGUAUAAACGUUUGUUUACAUUUGGACGUAAAUUAUCGUUACCAACACAACCAACAACCACAGAUUAUUUUAAACGUGUGAUAUUAGCCGUACGUCUUAAAGGACAAGAUCGUCUGUAUUUGAAAGCAUUUCGUGAUAUACCAUUAAAAAAUUUAACACAACUACUACCAAUUGGACGAAUUCAAAUUGGUAGUUCUGAACAACAAUUACUGUGGUUAACGUUGUUUACCGGCACAGCCACAGUCCUUACAAAAUUAAUAACAAUAAUAGCUGAUAUUCAUGUACCUGGUAUUAUGUUAGCUGGUGGUAGUCUGACUUUAUUUAUUGGCAGUUAUGCCUAUAAAAACUAUACGUCAUCAAAAUUCAAUUAUUUUACAAAUAUGAAUCGUCUGCUGUUUUAUAAAAAUAUUGCAAAUAAUAAAAGUUUACUAGCAAUGAUUGUCGAUAGGGCCGAGGAUGAAUUGAGUAAAGAAAUUUUACUCGUUUAUAUCUAUUUAUUAUCAAAACAAAAACUUCAACAAGACUUAACAGUGAAAACACUUGAAAUUGGAAUUGAAAAUUGGCUUCGAGAAAAAACAAACAGUAUUGUUAAUUUUAGUAGUGAACAAUCUAUAGAAUUUUUAAGAACAUUAGGUAUUUUACAACAAAAAGGUAAUGAUACUAUUGAAAAGUUAAAUGUUAUACCAAUAAGACAUGCAGUCGGUAUCUUGCCAAUGAUUAAUCGUACGCUGAGUGAAAAAAAUGAAGAAAUGGAUUUAAUUGAAGGUUAUGAUAAAAAAUAUUACGAAAUUGAUUGGAAAACAAUGUUAUAUGAAGAUAAACAAUUGAAAAAAGGAGGUUGGAAAUAA
Messenger RNA from Didymodactylos carnosus, 1911 nucleotides. The record is from the annotation of a GenBank genome assembly. Lineage: Eukaryota; Metazoa; Rotifera; Eurotatoria; Philodinida; Philodinidae.